AUGUCUAACCCAGUUGUCUUUUUCGACAUUGCAGUCAACGGCUCCCCUCAGGGACGCAUUAUUUUCGAGCUCUUCGCCAACGUCGUGCCCCGCACAGCUGAGAAUUUCCGUGCCCUUUGCACUGGUGAACGUGGAUUCGGAUAUAAGGGAAGCUCUUUCCACCGCGUGAUUCCGCAGUUCAUGCUCCAGGGUGGUGACUUCACUCGUGGAGAUGGCACCGGUGGACGAUCCAUCUACGGUGAAACAUUCCCCGAUGAGAACUUCAACUUGAAGCACACCACUCCUGGUCUUCUCUCUAUGGCCAAUGCUGGUCCUGGCACAAACGGCUCGCAAUUUUUCAUCACCACCGUUGUCACUGAUUGGCUCGAUGGAGCUCACGUUGUCUUUGGACGUGUUAUUGAAGGCAUGGACUUGGUACAGAGCAUUGAAUCUCUUGGAACCGAGUCGGGUACACCCCGCGGACGUGUCCAGAUUAUCGAGUCUGGUCAGCUUCAGUGA
Messenger RNA from Penicillium angulare, 498 nucleotides. Its product is annotated as peptidylprolyl isomerase. The coding region runs from base 1 to 498 and encodes 165 amino acids. The record is from RefSeq and is a predicted model, not a curated record. Lineage: Eukaryota; Fungi; Ascomycota; Eurotiomycetes; Eurotiales; Aspergillaceae. The transcript has 4 exons. Gene Ontology annotation, biological process: protein peptidyl-prolyl isomerization; protein folding. Gene Ontology annotation, molecular function: peptidyl-prolyl cis-trans isomerase activity.